Messenger RNA from Gadus chalcogrammus (walleye pollock), 6052 nucleotides. It is a transcript of the gene itgb5, whose product is annotated as integrin, beta 5. Gene Ontology annotation, biological process: cell-matrix adhesion; integrin-mediated signaling pathway; cell adhesion mediated by integrin. Gene Ontology annotation, molecular function: integrin binding. The coding region runs from base 775 to 3171 and encodes 798 amino acids. The transcript has 16 exons. The record is from RefSeq and is a predicted model, not a curated record. Gene Ontology annotation, cellular component: focal adhesion; cell surface; integrin complex. NCBI's taxonomy places the organism in Eukaryota, Metazoa, Chordata, Actinopteri, Gadiformes, Gadidae.
ACAAAGGAUGUCACCAAGGGUUGGAAAAAGCGAGUUCUUAACGAAUGGCAAUCAGGCAAUCGCGUUGAGAAAACGACAAGGGGGUGGUACACGUUUCCAUAUCGAUAGUCGACAUUUACUCAUUGCACCUGUUCCAAAUGUGUAAAAAACAUCCGUCCAGAGGAAUCAACGCUACGCCGCGGCAGCGACAGGGUUAACGGGUCAUCUCUGCCCCCCUCCCCGCCAGACCCCUCGGGAAUAGGCGGAGAUUCCAAGAGGGACGCGUCGCGUACAGGAGAAGCCGAGAAACAAACUUGAGAGCGAAAUCACGACUUCCAGACGUGGUAGAUUUAUUUUUUUGUUGACAUUUGUAUUCCUUGUUCGCCACAGCCAGAGAACUAUGUGAUUCGAAGACAUGGAGUGACUGAAUGAUUGGGAUCAACGGGAGUCGUCUGUGGACCAGUACUGAGAUGGAACGAUACCGAAGUUUCUAAAGAAAACAUGCAGUGGUCAUUGAUCCUAUAUACGUGAUUGAGUUGCGUGUUUUGCUCAUUGAGCAGUUGCAAUGAUGGAUGAUAAUGUCCAACCACAACAUGAAGCGUAAAGGCGCCCCCAGCUUGACGGAAUGAGCGCGGAAUGGAAUACAAAUCUGGUCAACGUGGACGUUACUUCGGUGUUUUGCAUUGACCGAGUGGACUCCAUCCAUUAAGACGUCCUUCGGACAAUCCACGAGACGGUAUUGGUUAGGCCUACUCAGUUAUUUUGAGGUAUUUUGUUUCCCCAACAAGUGACACAAUGAUGAACCCAGCGACAUUGUUGCGGCGUGCAACUCUGUGCUGCAUGGUUUUCGAGAUACUUUGGCACAGCGGUCAAGGUCUCAACGUGUGUAUGAGUGGCAGUGCGACAUCAUGUGAAGAAUGCAUCUUAAUUCACCCAAGUUGCGCCUGGUGCGCACAAGAGGGCUUCGGAAGAGUGAGAUGUGACCUCACUCAAAGUCUACACAUCCGGGGCUGCAAGGCCCAGUUCAUCGAGUUCCCCAGCAGUCAGACCUCCAUCCUGAAGAGCAACCCACUGAGCACUAAAGGGUCCGCACCCUCCCAGAACGAGGUCACCCAGAUCAUGCCGCAGAAGAUCUCUGUGAGCCUGCGGCCAGGUGACCAGACGUCGUUCAAGGUGCAGGUGAGGCAGGUGGAGGACUACCCGGUGGACCUCUACUACCUGAUGGACCUCUCCCUCUCCAUGAAGGACGACCUGGUGACCAUCCACAACCUGGGCACCAAGCUCACCGAGGAGAUGAGCCGACUCACCAGCAACUUCAGGCUGGGCUUCGGCACCUUCGUGGACAAGAACAUUUCCCCCUUUUCCUACACAGAGCCCAAGUAUCAGAACAACCCCUGCAAUGGAUACAAGCUGUUCCCCAACUGCGUGCCAUCCUUUGGCUUCCGCCACGUCCUGUCGCUCACGGACAAGGUGGACCGCUUCAACCAGGAGGUGCAGAAGCAGAUGGUGUCGCGCAACCGGGACGCUCCGGAGGGCGGCUUCGACGCCAUAGUGCAGGCCGCCGUCUGCAAGGAGGAGAUCGGCUGGAGGAAGGAGGCCUUCCACCUUCUGGUGUUCGCCACGGACGACGUGCCCCACCUGGCCCUGGACGGGAAGCUGGGAGGGCUGGUCAAUCCCAACGACGGAGAGUGUCACCUGGACAAGAACAACGAGAACAGUGCUUCCACCCAGAUGGAUUAUCCCUCUCUCGGUCUGCUUGGAGAAAAACUGGCCGAAAAUAAUAUCUAUCUCAUCUUUGCGGUGACGAGGAGGUAUUACGUCAUUUACAAGAAUUAUACUGCCCUCAUUCCGGGAACGACAGUUGAAAUCCUCGACAUGGACUCAAAGAACAUCAUUCAACUGAUCGUCAAUGCCUACAACAACAUCCGGUCCAAAGUGGAGCUGACCGUGUCGGACCAACCAGAGGACAUCAGUCUGUCCUUCACCGCCACCUGCCAGGACGGACAGCCGCUACCGGGCCUCCGGAAGUGCUCUGACCUGAAGAUAGGGGACACCGUGUCCUUUGACGUGAACGUGGAGGCGAGGAGCUGCCCCAAAGGAGCAGCGAGCCAGAGCUUCACCAUCAAACCGGUGGGUUUCAAAGACCGGCUGGAGGUGACAGUGGACUACAGCUGUGACUGCGGCUGCACCCGGGCCGCGCAGACCAACAGCAGCGUCUGCAGCUCCACCGGUACCUUCACCUGCGGGAAGUGCUACUGCGAACCGGGCUACCUGGGCUCCCACUGUGAGUGUCAGGAGGGCGAGUCUGGCAACAACCCCCUGGGCGCCUGCAGGGAGGCGGAGGGCAAGCGGAUGUGCAGCGGGCGAGGGGAGUGCAGUUGCAACCAGUGCCUGUGCUACGAGUCGGAGUUCGGCAAGGUCUACGGCAGCUUCUGCGAGUGCGACGACUUCUCGUGUGCCCGCCACAAGGGGGUCCUCUGCGCAGGCCACGGAGAGUGCCACUGCGGGGAAUGCAAGUGCCACGCCGGCUACAUCGGCGACAACUGCAACUGUUCCACGGAGACCACCUCGUGCCUUGCCGACGACGGCCAGCUGUGCAGCGGCAGGGGCCACUGCGUGUGUGGCCACUGCCACUGCUCCGAGCCCGGGGCCUUCGGAGACACCUGUGAGAAGUGCCCCACAUGCCCUGACGCCUGCGGCACCAAGAGGGAGUGCAUUGAGUGCCGACUGUUCAACUCUGGCCCCCUCGCUGACAACCAGACCUGUCAACGCCUGUGCAAGGAUGAAAUCAUCACCGUGGAAGCACUGGACACGGACGACUCGGCUGGCGUGCUGUGCCUGUACAAGUCAGAGAACGACUGCGUUAUGAAGUUCAUGUACUCGGAGCACGCUAACGGAAAAUCCAUCCUCACCGCCCUGAAAGAGCCAGAGUGUGGUGGAGGUCCAGAUGCCCUCAUGGUGCUGCUGGCGGUGGUGGGCAGCAUCCUGAUGGUGGGAAUCAUAUUGCUAGCCGCCUGGAAACUGGCCAUCACCGUUCACGACCGCAGGGCGUUUGCACAGUUCCAGAACGCUCGCUGCCGGGCGCGAUACGAGGUGGCUUCCAACCCUGUUUACAAGCAGCCGGGGGCCAGCGACGCCGUGAGGGAGGACUUCAGCAUGUACGAUAAGCCUUUCAACGGAGGCCACCACUGAUCUGAUCCCCCCCGUCCCCGUCCCCGUUCCCGUUCCCGUCCCCGUCCCCGUCCCCGUCCCCAGCCUCCGCGGGGCGGCUGCUGGCGGCGGGACCCGUCCCAUCAGCCCGUCCCCGGAGGACAGGGUAGGGUCUUGUGGGGUCGGUGGACCAACGCUCACCCCACCCACUGGCUCCGUGACUACGCUAGGGAACGGACAUGACAUGCGUGUGUCGGAGACGACGUGUGACCUUAAAUAAAUGGAGAAAGAAGAAAAAAAGGCUCUUUGAAGAGUUAACAUCUGGCAGACCGCAGUGACUUAACUGAUUGGUCCUGCGUUAUUGCAACUUUGCAGCAGGUUAUGACACCCGGAAUGCUGAUUGGGUUGUGGUAUUGGUAUUGGUACUGAUCUGGUAUUGGGUUGUGUCCAAAAACAAGCUUGUUGGUUUGUAGAUAAUGGACACAAACGCACAAAAGACUUCAUAAAGAUAUACGGCACAUGACACUGACCUUUAUAAUCUUUUUGUAUAUAUCUUUUCAAUUUGAAAAAUGCCUUUUCUCACUCCCAGCUAUGCUUUCUACAAUACGGUACCCUCAGUAAGGGAACUUUAUAUAGCUUCGGAGGAUCUUCAGCUCAACACGAUUAUUGUGACCGUGGUGUUACUAACAAAUCAUUAGCAAUAGACAUUUGGGUAUUUGGGGUCUGAGGUGGGGUCUGAAAUCUCGACCCCCUACUUUGUAUGCCGUGUUCCCUCCUCAUUGAACUCCAUUCUCGUUAUCUGCAAUGUAAGACACUAACCUCAAGCGAACUGCAACCCAUCACAAAUGGAUGUACUGAUGCAUUUAUACAGGCCCAGAAUCAGGCCAUUGCCUUGCGAUGUAUUUUCAGAAUGCAGGGGUUUUCUGUGUUCUGUACUGAUUCAUCGACCAAGUGGCUUCGAAACAAUGAUUCUUAUCGUCCAACCAAAAUAAUCUAAGGGCCGAGGAUGAUUUCAUUGCAAGCUGUGGAUAUUGACACGCCCUUCCACCAAGCCAGCUUCGAUAAAGGCCAGAGAGACUUAGAGAGAGAGAGAAGAAAGAAAAUUAACGCACUCCGGAGUUGACUCACAUAACUGCACUGGAAAAUCUUGGAAGUGGGUGACAAGAAGCUAGAAGUGAAAGGGGGGGCAGCUUUUUGGUACUUUUGUGGCAGGCCUCACGUUUCUGUUGCAGGGUGACUGUUUGGGCAGACAGACGUGUGGGCGGGGGGGCGGGUGCUUUGGCCCAGAAAAAUAUGAGCUCAUCCAAAUGAGAACCGCCCGGGGUAUAUCCUCUAUUAGAAUGGUACGAAAUGUGUCUGCACAGCCUUUCAGAACAAGUUAAUGCAACAGACCAGGAAUGGGAAAAAACAAUAAAUUGAUUUACAUCAAGGCAAGUGUCUUUUUUGGUUUACAUGUGUAAUACAAGCCGUUUCAAAAUCUGCCCAGACCUGUUCCUUGGUGACCUCACAGGUGGCCGUGGGAGUGUCCACCAAGAUAUCUGAUGGCUAGAUAGGUCUCCUAGUCUAGGCAGUGGACUACAUCUAGGUGGAACCAAAGGCAAAGGAAAGGGUUGUCAUGGCUAAUCACACUCACACCUGGUGGUACACCAGGGGCCUUUUACAGUUUUUCCUCAAUCGUUCAAACACACGUUUUCUGAAACUAUAGCUCAAUUUCUCAAAACUCUGAACACAAACCUGAGAAGAGUUAAUCAUUUACUCAAAGCUGAUUUUUUCCACCAGAGAGUAAACACAGCUAUCAAAUUAAUUUAUCUUAGAGAGCAUAAAUUAAACACUGGUGUGAUCAAUUCAAAACACUUCCAUCAAAAUACUAUUUACAUAUGUUUUGGCUCCAAGAGGCCAUGUAACGUAUUCCAAUGUAUAAAAUUGUUUAUAAAUAAUUUUCUUUUUGAAAGUUGCAAUUAGGUGUUACAUUUAGUAUAUAGGCUGUUGCCAUAUUGUAAUACAAUACUGCGAAUAUAUCAUAUAAAUAUUGCAUUGACACAAUCGCAUCAGAAUAGGAUACAAUGCAUGUUUGUCUAUCUAAUGAGCCCCAAUGGGCUAAACUCACAAUCCAAGCUUCCCAUUUAUAUUGUACACCUAUUAUUGAUGCUGCAACAUUGUUCUGACAAUACACCAAUGUUACCUACCUUUGGCAAAUUACAGUACAAUAAUUGCACUGAUAAGAAAAAUGAAAAACUCUACAGUAAGAAAAUGUUUAGACUGUCUUUCAGGGAUGUAAUGAUGGAAUCAGUGCACAAGUACAAAAAGGCAACAAAGCAAAUAUUUAUUUGUUACUGUAAUACAGUAAAAUGUUCAGCUGAAUUGACUGCAUGAAAACCUUUUCGUAGGCCAAAUAAAAAUAUAAAUGAGGUGAAACAGAUCUACAUGUAAAUCAGUCUGUAUCCCACCUCCGAUCCUGUUUUGCAGGUUGAGUUUGAACAGGUGAGAGGAGUGAGUUAGACGUUUACAUGAUGACGGUCUGAACAGAAGACGCAAAAGUGGCGUCGCGUCUUCAGUUUUUAAUCCGCGUUAAAUCGAGCGUUUUCGGGAGGAAAUCUGCGUGCAUACGGUUACGCAAAGUGUGUGGAAUUCGGUUGGGUACAUGGAAUGCCAGGCGGCUAGGUGGUGCUGUGAUACAUAACACCGCUGUGUCUGUGUCUGCGCCGCGAAAACCAAAACAUAAUUACAGAUCAUUCUCCGUUCAGUAAUACUAUCUGUACAUAUCCUGUACAUUUCGUGGAAAGACUCCUGUACUCCUGUAUUUAUUAGAGCUGCCAGAGCAGCUUGACGGUCCGACGCAUGGAAAUAAUCUAACAUGUUUGUUUAUUUCCCUGUACUGGCGCAUGUAUGUGACGUAAACGCGUACGCGACGUGAGCAGAUCUG